AUGUCGAAAGCAUAUAAUUUCGAUUGGCAAAUUGAAGUAUCACCUCGCCUACUUAAAGGCGAUUAUUUCGAUCGUUGGGAUGAAGAAAAUGGAACAUUAGAACAAAAUUGUUUAUUUCGUGUUGAUAGUUAUGGUUUCUUCAUCUAUUGGCAAAGUGAAGGACGUGAUGGACAAGUUAUUGAAUUAUCACAAGUUAGUGAUAUACGACCAGGAAAAGCUCCAUCUGAUCAGAAAAUUGGUGCUGAUCUUAUGGCUAAUGCACUUAUGUAUGGUCGAGGUAAUAUUGAUGAACGAACAGUAACUAUUUGUAGUGGUAUUGAUUUUGUACAAAUAAGUUAUACAAAUAUAACCGGUGCCGAUCCAGCUACAGCAAAAGCAUGGAUCGAAGGUUUAAGGAAAAUAACACAUAAUCAUAAAGCAAAUAAUAUAUGUCCUACAACCAUUUUACGAAAACAUUGGAUGAAAUUAUCAUUUAUGUUAAAUGUUAAUCAAAAAAUUCCCGUUCGAAGUAUUAGUAAAACUUUUGCAUCUGGUAAAACAGAAAAACGUAUAUUUGAAAUUUUAAAAGAACUUGGUUUACCAAGUGGAAAAAAUGAUGACAUCGAUCCAACUGAUUUUACAUUUGAAAAAUUUUGUGAUCUGUAUCAUAAAAUUUGUCCACGUACGGAUAUAGCUGCAUUAUUUGAUGAAUUAUCAGAUGGUAAAGAUUAUAUAACAACAAAACUAUUUGUUGAUUGGCUUAAUGAAACACAACGUGAUCCACGUUUAAAUGAAAUUCUUUUCCCAUUUUAUGAUACGAAGAGUGCAUUACGUAUUAUUGAUCGAUAUGAAUUACGUGCUAAUUAUCGAGAUCGUGGUCAUUUAUCAUGUGAUGGUUUAACACGGUAUUUAAUGUCGGAUGAAAAUGCACCAGUUUUUCUUGAUCGAUUAGAAGUUUAUCAUGAUAUGGAACAACCAUUAUGUCAUUAUUUAAUAAAUUCAUCACAUAACACAUAUUUACAAGGACGACAAUUUGGUGGUAAAUCAUCUGUUGAAAUGUAUAGACAAGUAUUAUUAGCUGGAUGUCGUUGUAUUGAAUUAGAUUGUUGGGAUGGUAAAAAUGAUUCCGAACCAAUAAUAACACAUGGUAAAGCAAUGUGUUCAGAUAUUAAUUUUAAAGAAGUUAUUUAUGCUAUACGAGAUACAGCAUUUGUAACAAGUGAUUAUCCAGUUAUACUUUCAUUUGAAAAUCAUUGUUCAAGACCGCAACAAUUUAAAUUAGCACAAUAUUGUGAAGAAAUACUUGGGGAUUUUUUAUUAACAACACCAUUAGAUAGUCAUCCACUUGAACCUGGUGUGCUUUUACCACCACCAAAUUUAUUAAAAAGAAAAAUUCUUAUUAAAAAUAAACGAUUAAAACCAGAAGUUGAAAAACAUCAACUUCAUUUAUUUCUCGAAGGUUUUGAUACAGAAAUCAAUAAUGAAAAUGAUUUAGAUUCAGCAGCUAAUGUCGAAGGUGAAGAUGGUCCACCAAAUAUUGAUAGUAUUAAAUUACGUGAUGAUGAUGAUGAAGCUCAUCCUGAAUUAAAUGUUGAUAUUAAUGAUGAUGCUAAUCGACGUACAUUAUUAAGUCAAAUAAUGAAAUUUAAAGGAUCAGCAAAUUUAUCACGUGAAGAAGAAGAAGCAUUUUAUAAUGGUUAUCAACAUAAAGGUGCAACAACAAAUAUACAUCCAUUAUUAUCAUCACGUGUUAAUUAUACCCAACCAAUAAAAUUUCCUGGUUUUGCUAAAGCUGAAGAACGUAAUAUACAUUAUCAUAUGUCAUCAUUUUCUGAAAAUGUUGCUUUACAACAUUUAAAACAAAAUCCCAUUGAAUUUGUUAAUUAUAAUAAACGACAAUUAUCACGAGUAUAUCCUAAAGGUGGACGUGUCGAUUCAUCAAAUUAUAUGCCCCAAAUUUUUUGGAAUGCUGGUUGUCAAAUGGUUUCAUUAAAUUUUCAAACACCUGAUCUUCCAAUGCAAUUAAAUUUAGGAAAAUUUGAAUAUAAUGGAAAUUGUGGUUAUUUAUUAAAACCAGAUUUUAUGCGUCGACCUGAUCGUACAUUUGAUCCAUAUGCUGAAAGUCCAGUAGAUGGUGUUAUAGCUGCAUUUUGUAGUGUACGUGUUAUAUCAGGUCAAUUUUUAUCGGAUAAAAAAAUUGGUACAUAUGUCGAAGUUGAUAUGUAUGGUUUACAAGCUGAUACAAUACGUAAAGAAUAUCGUACUAAAACAAUUCCAGCUAAUGGUCUUAAUCCAAGAUAUGAUGAAAGUGUUUUUGAAUUUCGAAAAAUUGUUCUUCCGGAUUUAGCCAUAUUACGUAUUGCUGUUUAUGAAGAAACAGGAAAACUUAUAGGACAACGUGUUUUACCAUUAGAUGGUUUACAAGCAGGUUAUCGACAUAUAUCAUUACGUACAGAAGGAAAUUUUCCAUUAUCAUUACCAACAAUAUUUUGUCAAAUUAUUCUAAAAUCUUAUGUACCUGAUGGUUUAAGUGCAUUUGUUGAUCAAUUAAAUAAACCAUUAUUAAUAAAACGAAGUGAAGAAUUAUUGAAUGCAACUUCUAGUAAUUCUUUUGAUAGUUGUUCAACAUCGACUAGUUCAUCUAUACGACGAUCACGUAUAAAUGAUUUAAAUUCAACAUCAAAUGCUUCAAUAGAUACAAGAACAACUAUAGCAACUGUUCCUAGUACAAGUUCAAUAAGUACAUUAUUAACAACUGAUACAACUAAUGUUUCAUCAUCAUCAUCAUUAAAAUUGAAAACUUCAGCAGAAACAAUUAUUCCAAUAACAUUAGAUUAUUUACGUGAACAUAAAAGUUUUUGUAAAUUAAAAACAAAACAAGAUAAAGAAUUAGCUUUAAUGAAAAAAAAACAUUCAAAAGAACAAAAUUUACUUUGUGAACAACAAUCAAAAAUAAUGAGUAAAGCAAAAAAUGAUUAUGAUAAAAUUAUACGUUCACCAAUGAUACAAAGUGGACAUUCAAAAAAAGAAUUAAGCAUUUUUUCUCAUCGCUUAUUUAAAUUCUUGAUACUAAGUAAUGGUGGUAGUUUAAGCGAAGGAAAAGCUGAUCCUAGGUUAAUGGAUUUAAUUAAUGAACAGAAUGUUGAAUGGACAUCACUUGUGCAAAGACAAUUAACAGAAUUAAAUGUAGUACGUCGACAACAUACAAAAGAACAAUGUGAUUUAUUACUUUUUUUACUUGAUGAAACACAAAAAAUACAAAUGAAAGAAAUAACUGAAAGACAUUCAAAAGAAAAGAAAGAUCUUGAAUUAAGUCAAGUACGACAAAAUAUUGAAGAUAGUAAACGACUUGGUUCAGAAAAGAAUAUUAGAAAUAAAUCAGAUUUAGAUCGUCGAGUACGUGAAUUAAAAUCAAAUAAUACAAAAAAAUUUUUAGAAGAACGAAAAAGACAAAUGAUGAAACAUGAUCGAGAAAAAGAAAAUUUAGUUAAAUCACAUGAAAUACAAAAAACAACACUUACAAAUGAAAUUGAUAAGAUGCUUGAAUACAGUAUCAAUUAUCAAGAUGAAUCACCAAUGGCUCGAUUUCCAUCAUCAACUAUGGAUGCAAAAUUUUCACGUUUACAGAAUUUUAUUAAUGAAUCUAAUAGUGAUAAUAAUGAUAAUAUUCAAACAUGGUCUCGAGCAAUCUUUUCACGAGACUUAUUUCAAACAAAUAUAAAUCGUGUACAAAGUUUUUUUAAUAAACGUUCAGAUGGUCCACUAACAUCAUCAUCAUCAAAUACAGAUGAUAUACAAAUAUUAUUACAAAAAGGUGACAAUGAUCCUAUCUUACCAGCAUUGACUCGUAAACAACGUAUUCUGGGUUUUAUGAUGUGUCUUGUUAUGGGUAUAUUUUGUAUGUCAUUGUCUACAUUUUAUAUUCCAGUAAUUGUAUUCAAAGCAAGAAAAUUUGCUUUACUAUUUUCAUUUGGUAGUCUUUUUUUUCUUUCAAGUUUUUCAAUGUUAUGGGGACCAACAAAUCAUUUAAAACAUUUAACAAAUGCUGAUCGUCUUCCAUUUUCUAUAUCAUAUAUAGUUACUCUUAUUUGUACAAUAUAUUAUUCAGUACGGGUAAAUAUGUUCGAUUGUUGUUUUUUUCUUUGA
Molecule: messenger RNA, 4125 nt
Organism: Rotaria sordida
Lineage: Eukaryota; Metazoa; Rotifera; Eurotatoria; Philodinida; Philodinidae
Source: the annotation of a GenBank genome assembly